Molecule: messenger RNA, 6002 nt
Organism: Porites evermanni
Lineage: Eukaryota; Metazoa; Cnidaria; Anthozoa; Scleractinia; Poritidae
Source: the annotation of a GenBank genome assembly
AUGUCCUUGCGAAUGAUGCACCUUCAAGAUCUCAAUCCUCAUCUUCUCUGCGUGUUAUGUGGUGGAUAUCUUGUCGAUGCUACUACGAUCGUCGAGUGUCUCCACUCGUGUAAGUAUCUGAAAUCCCUUUUGGCGUUCCGAAGUAUGGUGCGGCGCUUAAUAAACUAAACAAAUGCUACCUUCCGCCAGUCUGAUCGUAGUGUGAGAAUUAACUUAUUGACUGGAAUCAUUUAGCGUCUGAGUGUUGUAAAAGACGGAGAUUGGCUUCAACAACAACUUUGCACGUGCGGUACAAUUUUCACGAUUACGACGUGAAGUGCCUAAUUUCACGUUUUAUGAAGGACGAAUUAAAGCAAAAACGAAAUCUUCUUUCUCUUUGUGAACUUGGAUGACAUGGUUCUUAGUAAUUCAACUCCAGCAGAGUUAGUUACACUUGAUAAGGUGAGUGAGCUUGAAUAAUUGUGAUGAGACUGCAACGAACGCGAAUUCACUUUUAAAGCGAUGUUUUACGUCUUCACAUCUUAAGGCCCAAGGUUGAUAAAGAAGCGGACGAAGGAGGCAAGGCUUUUCGUCACCGUGUCAUGGUUUUCAAUAUAUGACGUGUUUACUCUGCUUUAACUCCAUAUGAGUCGGGUUGCAAGGAAUGUAAGGUUGCAAUCUGGCCCCGGCGUUUGAUCAAACCAAAAGAGAAAUGAGACGGCCAAACGCAACAUUUCCGGGCGUCGGCUACUUAUACGAAAGACUCCGUUUUUGAUUGAGUGCGAAUGCAGGGUUAGAACGAAGUGGAUCAUUAGUGUGGAUGGGUUCUAGCAAUAACAACCAAAAUACUGACAUCAAUAUAUCUUAAUUUGCAGUUUGUCGCAGUUGUAUCGUGAAGUAUCUUCAAACCUCGUUUCACUGUCCUGUUUGUGACGUUGAAGUCCACAAAACGAAACCUCUUUUACACAUUCGGUGAGUACAAUUUUUGCCGGACACAUUUCACCAACCCCCUCCUGUCUCAGGUGUGAGUGGAGGGUAGUGAAAUAUCAUUCAAGAAGACAAGCCCAAAAAAUUCGCUGGGUAGAAUGCUAACAGUCAAUCCUUUGAGAGUGAUUCCAGUGCCGGCCCUCCGAAGAGUUUAAGUAACGUACUGCUUAUAAGUCCCCCAGCUCAUAAUGAGGAUAAGCCCCCCCUGGUUAGAGGGCCAUCCACCCACCUUUGUUUUAUUCCCUCUAAGCCUCUGAACCAAGUAUGAAUUCUGAUAUAGCGAAAUUGGUCCAAUGAAAAACGUCUUUCGGUCAACAAUGCUGUAGCUCGUUUGGAAACGCCUUUUUUUCAGGUUAUAAGCUCCCUCGGAUAGACACCUCCCCAUUUAUAGGCCCAUCUAAAACCACUUAAGCAGUUGCAUAAGCCCAUGGCUUAUAAGGCGUAGUUGAUCCCUAAUCCACCAUAUUACAAGUCAUCACAAGUCCCUCCAGCCCAGUGGAAAGUCGCGAUCUGGUGAAGAACUUUACACAUCUCUCUCAUUUUCUUGAAUAGCUUUCAUCAACCCGGAAUACCUUACGACAGAAUGUUUUGUGGGCCCACCAAACGCCUAACCCCUCUCAUCUGCUUUUACAUAAUUUUUAAGUCAAAACCUGUACUUAAAAUUUAAUUCUUUUUAUUUUGUCUUGACAGACCAGACAGGACUUUACAGGAUAUCGUGUACAAGAUAGUGCCCGGAAUCUAUCAAGGUAUGAUAAAACUCCUUAAAUAGUUUCUCUUAAUAAUUGCCUAUUUCAAAAGUGUCACUUGUCAUUAUUGGAUGACAGAGAUAUAUUAAACAUGAGCACCACGAAAACUCACCAGUUUCUCCAUGAACGUUUUAUUUCACGAGGCGUUUGACCAGAUAAAAGACAAUGGAGGCCAAUUUACGUCCACGACUGCGUAGCAGUUCCAUUAAUUUGUUCAUCUUGUCUUUACACGCAGAAGAGUUAAAUCGUCGCAAAGAAUUCGAAACGAGUUUGAAAGAAAAGAGCGAAGAACCAGGUGUGCAUUCACGUUAUUUUCUUCCGUGUUAUUUUUAAUAUUAAAAAUGGAAAGUUGUUGGAAGACGGAUAACACAACUUUUAUUUUCUCCGUAGAAACUAAAGAGGAGCCGCAGAAUGCAGAGAAGGAGAAAGAGUCCUUGCCCUUUGAGGAUCCUGUGUGCAUUACUCUUGAAUAUUUCAGGUAGGAGUCUUGAUAUCUUCGUUCCAGAGCCUUGCACGUUUGGUUGUUAAGAAAUAAGUGUUAAGUUUAUGCUCCCCUUCCAACGCUUUUCUCUUUCUUUUACGCAAUUAGGAAAACAAGGAACCGCAUGGAAAAGGAGGUAAGUAAGAAUGUAUACUGGUUUUCAAUGAAAACUGAAAUUUCAGUGCUCUGAGGGAGAUAGCCUGCGUGGUAAGCCUUAAAAUGGCAGGGGUGGGGGAGGGAAAUGGGGAUUUCUGGUGCGCGUGGAGCGCACGCGUGUUGUCCUCCCUCUCUCUCGCCCGAAUUGUUUACGCCUGCUACGCAGGCUAUGAGCGAGGUUUUCAUUUCUGUUGCAUAAACUUUCAUGAUCUCAAUUUACUUUUGUUUUUUCUCGCACUGACCAUUUAUAAAGAUUCCUUUUUGCCCUAAGCGUUUCUCUCAUAGUCUGCUACACAGCCGUUCUUUGUGUCGUCACGCAACCCUCGCUCCCACAGGAGCGUUGUGUGACGAUAUUAAGAACGGCUGUGGAGCAGAAUUAUCUUUAUUAUAUAAACACCAAUGAAAUACCAGGCGAGCUUUCGCGCGAAAACUUGAUAUCUUCACAUGUGAAAAUAUCACCUUUGCUAUGGUUACAUAAUAAAAAGCGCCUUUCACACCAAAAAACUAUAAAAGUGAAAUGGUUUGGUAUUUCAUUGGUGUUUAUAUAAUAAAUAGAACAUUACAUGGCCGCUUGGAGAUACGAAAUUUCUCUUCUCGUGUUGAAAAAAUAACACUCAAAGAGAAAUUUCGUAUAUCCGCGCGGCCAUGUAAUAUCCUCUAUCUCUCAGAUUCUGUUAUGAUUCUGUUAUGAAUCAGCUUUGCAGUAGUCUUUGGACUUCUCGUCUUUGGUUCUCUCUCACAGUUGGCGCUCUCACCUUUUCAAAUGUCGUCAGGAUGAAGCGAAAGCAAAAAGGGUUCUCCCCUAUAAUUUGACAUUUAAUCACCCGGGUUGUUCGAAGCUGGGUUAAGAUAACCCAGGGUUAGUGCGAAAUUUGAACUCAGAUUUGAGAGCUUAAAAAACAAAUUCAGUUUAAUUCUAUUGCCUACAAUUUGAUGAUUGGAUACUCUAAAAAGAAUAGAGAAAAUUAUUCGGGAGAGUGCUUUUGAUAAAAAGAAAAAGAAACCUGGGUUAAAAUUUAACCCCAGUUUAGCGCUAACCUGCAUUUGAACAACUGGGCCCAGGUCCACAAUUAAGCUGACGCAUGCUCAUUGAAGUCAUUAGAAACGGGAGGAGUUUCAUCAUAUGUUUCAUUUUAGCAACAUGCCCGAGACCGAACAAGCGAAAGAAAAGCGCAUUUUACGUCUUUUUGUAACUUUAUUUUUCAGAUUUUUCCAACUCGUUAUCUGCGUUGCUCCUCUACCGUGACAGUCAAAGUACUAAAGAAGUUUCUGGUUAUGAAGUUUGCCAUCCCAGAAACCCACCUCGUAAGCCACUGGAAAUUUACUCGUUUUUGCAAGAACUUUGCUCCAUGCACUGUUGUGCAUUAAGUACUUUCAAGGGAUUAUCUAUCUCGUAUUUCAAGUGUUAAAAGUAUUCUUUUCAACAUCAGCUUGUUUUUCGUAAAUCAGUUAGCGCAUGAACCGAUUUAUGAUCAUACAACAUUUGCUUGGUUCUUCGCCCUUGCGGAAUUUUACCCCUGUUAAAGAAAAUGACAAGAAAAUAGACAACAACUGCGCGAGAACAUCGUGGUUUUACUCGAGGCUUUGAGUUACCUUUUGGCCACAGAAAGUAGCUAAAGCGAAGAACGGUGUCUUUUUUGUUUCUUUUUCCUUAUUAUUCAUUUUCCUACUUGUUGGAUUACUAUGUCCCCUGAGUCACAUCUGAUUAGUUGUUCUGUCUCUUGUUUCUAUUCAGACGGAAAUAAUUCGCUCCGAUGAAAUUCUGGAUGGUCACCUGACCAUGAAGGAGGUGUGUCGGAUAUAUGGUCUUUAUUCCAAGGUAAAUAACAUGUGUAACGUUAUCACUGUCAGAUUAUCAGUAGUCUCGUCCCAAGUAAAGUAAUCAGGAUUCAAGAAAUCCGGAACACAAACACGCGAACGUAUAGAUUAUAUACAGCCGCCUUCCUGAAAAGCACACGAGCUGUGGUUGGAAAGAAGAAAAGGGAGUUUUAGCAACGACAACAGCGACGAGUGCAAAAAUUUCGCUAUUUAAAUGAAGUCGCCCCUCGUUUUUUCCAGCUUUGUCGCGUUAAUUACAUCUCGCUUAAAAUGUCAAAUGUAGGUGAAAAAUUGCUUAUUGAUAUUAUUGCCGGUGUCUUUUUUAAUUUUUUCGCAGCCAUUUCUGGAUCUACAGUACGUGUUCCUUGAGAAGAACGAUGACGACAGCCCUGUACAGAAACCAAAGAUUUUUGAAGUAAAAAAGAAAAGAAUCAAGAAACGAAAAGGAAACAAAACCUUGCUGAAAAAGUGUCUCUCACCCGACGCACCACGUCGAAAGAAAAAGAAGGGCAUGAAGAAAGCCGCCACGUCUUCUGUCCAAGCCAGCGAAAAUGUACAAGCGGUUGAUAUGGAACCCAGUCAAGCUCGGCCACUUGAGAACGAAAAGAAAGAGAAUCUAGUACUCAGUCCUAUUGAUCUGUGCGCAAAUGUGAAGAAAGAGAUCAUAUCCAGCGAAGAACAACUUCGCGUUAAGGUUAAAGGAGAGCGUAGUUUUUCGGAAAAUUUCAACAGCGUCGAUAAAACGAAGGUUAGUGGACUAGCGCCAAAUAUGGGCGAUGAAAUUGACGGGAAUGUAAAUGAAAACGAGGCACCGGGAAUAAACGGAGUGAUUGCGAAGAGUGUCCAUGACGUCACGACGGAGCCCUUGUUUGACUCAGCAAUUACUGAAAAUGGCAAUGCUUUGAUCACCACGCCUGCGGUUAAUGGCUUGAUUCAUGGUCCUUUGAGCGAAACAGACAGUGCUAAAAGAAUGGACACAGGUUUUUCUACCUNCCAGCUUUGUCGCGUUAAUUACAUCUCGCUUAAAAUGUCAAAUGUAGGUGAAAAAUUGCUUAUUGAUAUUAUUGCCGGUGUCUUUUUUAAUUUUUUCGCAGCCAUUUCUGGAUCUACAGUACGUGUUCCUUGAGAAGAACGAUGACGACACCCCUGUACAGAAACCAAAGAUUUUUGAAGUAAAAAAGAAAAGAAUCAAGAAACGAAAAGGAAACAAAACCUUGCUGAAAAAGUGUCUCUCACCCGACGCACCACGUCGAAAGAAAAAGAAGGGCAUGAAGAAAGCCGCCACGUCUUCUGUCCAAGCCAGCGAAAAUGUACAAGCGGUUGAUAUGGAACCCAGUCAAGCUCGGCCACUUGAGAACGAAAAGAAAGAGAAUCUAGUACUCAGUCCUAUUGAUCUGUGCGCAAAUGUGAAGAAAGAGAUCAUAUCCAGCGAAGAACAACUUCGCGUUAAGGUUAAAGGAGAGCGUAGUUUUUCGGAAAAUUUCAACAGCGUCGAUAAAACGAAGGUUAGUGGACUAGCGCCAAAUAUGGGCGAUGAAAUUGACGGGAAUGUAAAUGAAAACGAGGCACCGGGAAUAAACGGAGUGAUUGCGAAGAGUGUCCAUGACGUCACGACGGAGCCCUUGUUUGACUCAGCAAUUACUGAAAAUGGCAAUGCUUUGAUCACCACGCCUGCGGUUAAUGGCUUGAUUCAUGGUCCUUUGAGCGAAACAGACAGUGCUAAAAGAAUGGACACAGGUUUUUCUACCUAUGACAGUGAUGUGUAUAUGAAUCACGUUUCUACAGAUUUGGAGUCUUCAGCGCUACUUAAUGGACUUUUAGUUGAAAGUUCAUAG